Messenger RNA from Solea solea (common sole), 5672 nucleotides. Its product is annotated as adhesion G protein-coupled receptor L2-like. The transcript is spliced from 22 exons. Lineage: Eukaryota; Metazoa; Chordata; Actinopteri; Pleuronectiformes; Soleidae. The coding region runs from base 846 to 5342 and encodes 1498 amino acids. The record is from RefSeq and is a predicted model, not a curated record. Gene Ontology annotation, biological process: brain development; adenylate cyclase-activating G protein-coupled receptor signaling pathway; cell surface receptor signaling pathway. Gene Ontology annotation, cellular component: membrane; neuron projection. Gene Ontology annotation, molecular function: G protein-coupled receptor activity; carbohydrate binding.
CCUCGCCUUGUUCGCCUCCAGUCCCGGCUGUAGCUGCGACUGUGUGCGUGUGUUUGUGUGUGUGUGUACUGUAUGUAUGUGUGUGCACGCCACGGCGUGUGGAUGAGGAGCAGAGGGAACAAACAGGAGCGACUAAAAACACUCACACUACACCUUCUUCUGCCUGUGGCUGCAUGUGUGUGAACCAGGCCGCUGCAGACUUUUUACACGGACUUGACAGAGCGCGGAGUUCCAUUCUUCAGCGGCACCGGGGCGCAUCACGUCUCCUUGAAGUGAUCCCGAUUUUAUGCAGUCUGUCCGCGUCGCUCCCGUCGGAAGGAGCCCGAGUGCACGCACGAGAGGGGAAGAGGAGGAGGAGUGGGGCAGGUAACGAUCAGUACUUUUGAACAUGGAGCUAUUGGUCCGGUCUCGGACGCUCUAUAGGCUUGAAGAAGAACAGAGACCCGCCACAGGAAAGCUCUCCGUCUGUGCGCUUUGAGGAAAGUGGAACAUGCAGCCGAGCCCCAGCCUUCUUUGUGCGACCCGCUGCUUAGUUUCUGGGGGCCUCUUCUGAAAAAAAGGAGAGGAGAGCAGAGCAAAGGAGAGAGGAGAGGAGAGGAGAGGAGAGGACAGGACAAGAGAGGACAGGAGAGGAGCGGGGGCUCCCGGUGUUGAUCUAAAAUUCACACUCUCAAGCCGGCAUCCAUAUUCUGGCACGGCGCACCACUAUGCGAAGAUGACUGGUGAUGCUUUUCCAAGAACUGCCGAUCGGUGACAUUGCUCCAGCUUUCUGCUCUCCCCCCUGCAACUCAUUGAACAACUAUUAUUAGCCAUCAGGCUCCUGGAUUGUUUACACACACUGCACAAUGGCCUCUGCACUGAGGAGGUGUCCUGUGUUCCACUGCAUCUUGCUCCUUCUUGUUUGCUUUCAUUGUUCACAAGGGUUCAGCCGUGCAGCCUUGCCUUUCGGGCUGGUCAGGAGAGAGCUCUCAUGCGAAGGAUAUGCAAUUGAUCUCCGCUGCCCGGGGAGUGAUGUCAUUAUGAUCGAGACGGCCAACUAUGGCCGCACUGACGACAAGAUCUGCGACGCCGACCCAUUUCAGAUGGAGAACGUCAACUGCUACCUGCCCGACGCCUACAAGAUCAUCUCACAAAGGUGCAACAACCGUACGCAGUGUGUGGUUGUCACUGGCUCUGAUGUCUUUCCUGAUCCAUGCCCUGGCACCUACAAGUACUUAGAGGUCCAGUAUGAGUGUGUUCCCUAUAUUUUCAUUUGUCCUGGGACUCUGAAGGGUGUGGGAGCCGCCACCUUCCUGUUUGAAGCAGAGCAGCAAGCCGGGUCCUGGUGCAAAGACCCGCUGCAGGCUGGAGACAAAGUCUUCUUCAUGCCCUGGACGCCAUACCGCACCGACACCCUGAUCGAGUAUGCGUCCCUGGAGGACUUCAAAAAUGGUCGCCAGACGACCACCUAUAAACUGCCACACCGCGUAGACGGGACGGGUUUCGUGGCUUACGACGGGGCCAUCUUUUUUAACAAGGAACGCACUCGCAACAUUGUCAAGUUUGACUUGCGCACACGCAUCAAAAGUGGCGAGGCCAUCGUCAACAACGCCAACUAUCACGACACCUCACCUUACCGCUGGGGCGGCAAGACAGACAUUGACCUAGCGGUGGACGAGAGGGGCUUGUGGGUGAUCUAUGCCACGGAGCAGAACAAUGGGCGCAUUGUGAUCAGCCAGCUCAACCCGUACACACUUCGCUUCGAGGCCACGUGGGACACGGCAUAUGACAAGCGCUCCGCCUCCAACGCCUUCAUGGUGUGCGGCGUGCUACACGUGGUGCGCUCGACCUACGAAGAAAACGAGAGUGAGGCCAGCAGGAGCCAAAUCGAUUACAUCUACAACACCAAGCUGAACCACGGCGAGUACACUGACAUCCUCUUCCCGAACCAGUACCAGUACAUCACUGCUGUGGAUUACAACCCCAGGGACAACCAGCUCUACGUGUGGAAUAACUUUUACACCCUGCGCUAUGACCUGGACUUCGGGCCUCCAGAUCCCGCUGAAGGGCCAACCAUUGAAGAUUUCUCCAUUUCACCAUCCAUACCAAAGACCACCGCAAUUUUGACCACCACGGCCGUGUCCACUGCAAAGGGGCACGCAAACACCACAGUGACAGGGGCGGAUCCAAGAGAUGGGAGAGAUCCCUUUGAGGACACCCAUGGGACAAGUACAGCUAAGCCGACUGUACCAGAGCUGCUCCCGACACCCAGGCGCUUCUGUGAGGUGACAAGGAGGAGAGCAAUUGACUGGCCCCAGACCCACGCCGGAACCACUGUGGAGCGGCCCUGCCCCAAAGGGACGAGAGGCAUCGCCUCCUUCCUCUGCACCGUGGCAGGGACCUGGUGUUCCAAAGGACCAGACCUCAGCAACUGCACCUCCCACUGGGUUACUCAAGUGGCACAAAAGAUCCGAAGUGGUGAAAAUGCUGCUAAUUUAGCCAAUGAGCUGGCACGCCACACACAGGGCCCAGUGUUUGCCGGAGACGUCAGCUCCUCGGUGCGCCUGAUGGAGCAGCUCGUGGACAUCCUGGAUGCUCAGCUGCAGGAGCUCAGGCCCAGUGAGAAGGACUCAGCUGGACGCAGCUUCAACAAGCUUCAAAAAAGAGAGAAGACUUGCAGGGCAUACAUGAAGGCCAUUGUGGACACUGUUGACAACCUCCUGAGGCUGGAAGCUGUGAAAUCCUGGAAAGACAUGAAUUCGACAGAGCAAUCUCACGCAGCUACGAUGCUACUGGAUACCCUGGAGGAAGGGGCGUUUGUCCUUGCGGAAAACCUGAUCGAGCCAGCGAUCGUAAAAGUACCUGCAGAGAAUAUCAUGCUAGAAGUGUACGUGUUAAGUACAGAUGGCCAGGUGCAAGAUUUCAGGUUCCCGCAGACGAGCAAAGGUGGAGCUUCACUUCAACUUUCCUCCAACACUGUCAAAGUCAACAGCAAAAAUGGUGUGGCCAAGCUUGUGUUUGUGUUGUACAAGAAUCUGGGUCAAUUCCUCAGCACAGAGAAUGCCACGCUGAGGGGAAUGGGGGACCUGAACAAACGCAACCUUUCCCUCACUGUCAACUCCCACAUCCUUUCAGCCUCUAUCACCAAGGAGUCCAGCCGUGUGUUUGUGGCCGACCCAGUGAUCUUCACACUGGAGCACCUGGAUAAGGAGCACUACUACAACCCCAACUGUUCCUUCUGGAAUUAUUCUGAGCGGAGCAUGAUGGGAUACUGGUCCACUCAGGGCUGUAAACUGCUGGAAACCAACAAGAGCCACACCACUUGCUCCUGCAAUCACUUGACCAACUUUGCCAUCCUCAUGGCUCAUAGGGGGAAUGUGGGGGAAGGGAGUGUCCAUGAGCUUCUCCUUACUGUCAUCACACGGAUGGGUAUCGCUGUGUCUCUAGUCUGCCUCGCCAUCAGCCUCUUCACCUUCUGCUUCUUCCGAGGUCUGCAAAGUGACCGCAACACCAUUCACAAGAACCUCUGCCUCAACCUUUUCAUUGGCGAGCUUAUCUUCCUCGUGGGCAUCAACAUGACGGAACCAAAGCUGGUGUGCUCAAUCAUCGCUGGUGUUCUCCACUUCUGCUUCCUGGCUGUGUUCACUUGGAUGUGUCUGGAGGGUGUGCAGCUGUACCUCAUGCUGGUCGAGGUGUUUGAGAGCGAGUUCUCUCGCAGGAAGUAUUAUUACAUCUCCGGGUAUCUCACCCCAGCUGUGGUAGUGGGCAUCUCAGCAGCCAUCGACUACAGGAGCUACGGCACACAGCGGGCAUGCUGGCUGAGGGUUGAUAACCAUUUCAUCUGGAGCUUCAUUGGACCUGUAACCUUGAUAAUUGUGGUCAAUGUCAUCCUCCUGGUAGUGACCAUGUACAAGAUGGUGAAGCAUUCCACCUCCAUGAAACCCGACUCGUCCAGGCUGGGGGGUAUCAGGUCGUGGGUUUUGGGAGCGUUUGCUCUACUUUGUCUCAUGGGGCUCACGUGGUCCUUUGGCUUGAUCUUCCUCAAUGAAUCGUCCAUCGUGAUGGCGUACCUCUUCACCAUCUUCAACACUUUGCAGGGGAUGUUCAUCUUCAUCUUCCACUGUCUCCUCCAGAAAAAGGUUCGCAAAGAGUACAGCAAAUGUUUCCGUCAGUCCCAGUGCUGUGGCGCGCUGCCGUCUGAGGGAUCCCACAGUUCAGCCAAGGUGGCCACAUCUCGAUCCACGGCUCGCUAUUCGUCUGCUACGCAGAGCCGUAUCAGGCGGAUGUGGAACGACACUGUGAGGAAGCAGUCAGAGUCCUCCUUCAUCUCAGGAGAUAUAAACAGCACCUCCACACUCAACCAGGGGAUGACUGGCAACUACCUUCUAACUAACCCUCUCCUCCGAACCCACGACACUAACCCUUAUAACAACCUGCUGGCAGAAACGGUGGUGUGCAACACCCCCUCUCCACCGGCCUUUCACUCCCCAGGACAGCACUCUCUGAGCAACAGCAGGGACAUCAGUGCUAUGGACACCCUCCCCCUCAAUGGCAAUUUCAACAACAGCUACUCCCUGCGAGACGACGACUAUGAGGCUGUGGGUGUUCGAGCUGCAGGUGACCUUGGGGGCCUCAGCCUGGACGAUGCUGCGUUUGAGAAGAUGAUCAUAUCGGAGAUUGUCCACAACAACCUCAGGCCCCGCGGGGCCCCCAAAAGUCGUGAAGCUCAGAGAGAUAGAGCCUUGCCUCCCCAGACCAGGGUGACAGUGGACCGAGGCGGGGGCGGGAGUGGCAGCGAGGACGACGCCAUCGUGGCGGAUCACGCCGAGGCCUCGUCCCCCCAGAGAGGAAGUGGAAGAGGAGGCCAGACCACGAUGGAGCUGCUCUUGCACCCCCACCACAAGGAGGUGCUGGAGGCCCCACUCCUGCCCCAGAGGACUCACUCCCUGCUUUACAGCAAUCAGAAGGUCCCCAGGCGUGUGGAGGGGCAAGGCGGCCAUGGCUCUGAGACUGUUACCGCAGUGGAGGACAUGGGUUCCCAUUCACCCAACAAUAAUAGAGACUCCCUUUACACCAGCAUGCCAAACUUGAGAGACUCACCCUCGCCUUCAGCUUCCCCAUACCCCCCUGAGGAGGAGGAGGAGGAGGAGGAAGAAGAACUCUCCCUCUCACCUCAAAGUGAGAGCGAGGAGGCUUAUCAUAAAAGCAUGCCUGAGCUUGGUGAUGCACCACAGCCGCUGUCCUACUACCACAUAAACCGAGGCACCAGCGACGGGUGCAUCAUCUCACCCAACAAUGAAGACUGCGCACAGGAGGGAGAGGCUCCCACUGACGGACAAAUGCAGCUCAUUACCAGCCUCUGAGCCAGUCAUCUUUGUUUGCACAGGUUUUAACAGAUGGGGACUUUUGGUUGAGCCGGCAAGUCUGGCUCCACACUCGGCAUGCGCUUCCUGUCAGAACAGGAAGUGAAAUGUUGGAAAAAGGAAUGAAUAAAUGACUUUUGCACACAGAUCUCAUUAACACACGAAACACGUCCGUCCGAUGCCAGACAAAUGUGGACUGUGAAAGCUCUGCUGUUGGACUAAAAGAGGUGCAGAGAAUAACACGCUCCGCUCUGUCGCAGAUAAGUUUGUCUCAUUUCUGUUGUUCUGAAAGAAGAGUUGAAGAAUAAGGGAUUCAAAAAAAAACAAAAA